This is a messenger RNA of Loxodonta africana (African savanna elephant), 1096 nucleotides long. RefSeq names its product myocyte enhancer factor 2B (gene MEF2B). Gene Ontology annotation, biological process: positive regulation of transcription by RNA polymerase II. The transcript is spliced from 7 exons. NCBI's taxonomy places the organism in Eukaryota, Metazoa, Chordata, Mammalia, Proboscidea, Elephantidae. The record is from RefSeq and is a predicted model, not a curated record. The coding region runs from base 111 to 1010 and encodes 299 amino acids. Gene Ontology annotation, molecular function: protein dimerization activity; DNA-binding transcription factor activity, RNA polymerase II-specific; RNA polymerase II cis-regulatory region sequence-specific DNA binding.
CGGCCGCACGGCCGCACAGCCGAGAGGACGCGCUGUCCCGUCCGGCAGAACAAGUGCGGGCGUCCUCGGAACUGCAGCCGGGUUGGGGUUGCACCACCCAGCCUGGGACAAUGGGGAGGAAAAAAAUCCAGAUCUCACGCAUUCUUGACCAAAGGAACCGGCAGGUGACAUUCACCAAGCGGAAGUUUGGGCUGAUGAAGAAGGCCUACGAGCUGAGCGUACUCUGUGACUGUGAGAUUGCCCUCAUCAUCUUCAACAGCGCCAACCGCCUCUUUCAGUAUGCCAGCACAGACAUGGAUCGCGUGCUGCUGAAGUACACGGAGUACAGUGAGCCCCAUGAGAGCCGCACCAACACUGACAUCCUCGAGACACUGAAGCGGAGGGGCGUGGGCCUUGAUGGGCCAGAACUGGAGCCAGACGAGGGGUCUGAGGAGCCAGGAGAAAAGUUGCGGAGGCUGGCGGGUGAUGGGGGCAACCCAGCUCUGCCCCGACCCCGCCUUUAUCCAGCAGCCCCCACUAUGCCCAGCCCAGACAUGGUAUAUGGGGCCCUCCCCCCACCGGCCUGUGAACCCAAUGGGCUCGGGGAGGCCCUGCCUGCCCAAAGUCGCCCAUCCCCCUUCCGGCCAACAGCCCCCAAAGCUGGGCCCCCAGGCCUGGUGCAUCCUCUCUUCUCCCCGAGCCACCUCGCCAGCAAGACACCACCCCCAUUGUACCUGGCAGCGGAGGGCCGGAGGCCAGACCUGCCUGGGGGCUUGGCUGGGGGCUGCGGAGGGCUGAGCACCUCGAGAGGCCUCUACGGCAGCCUGCAGAGCCCAUGCUCAGCCACAACCUCGGGACCCCCACUUGGGGGCUUCCCUUUCCUCCCCGCUGGCCCCCCAGGUAGGCACCACUACCCUGUCUGCUGCAGGAGUCAUCCACACACCUGCCCUCCGGCGGUCCACACUCCCCCACCCACUGGGACUGAAAACUGGCUUGUGGGAAGGGUCAGGCUUGGGCCGGGGUCUCCCUGAGCUCUAGGACUCAGUCCACCCCUUCUGCCCCCUAGAAUAUGGUCUAGGAGACCCUCCACCGCCCCCUGGCUUGCUGCAGCCCCCUG